Molecule: messenger RNA, 666 nt
Organism: Mytilinidion resinicola
Lineage: Eukaryota; Fungi; Ascomycota; Dothideomycetes; Mytilinidiales; Mytilinidiaceae
Exons: 1
Coding region: 1-666 (221 amino acids)
Source: RefSeq, a predicted model, not a curated record
AUGGCAGCGCUGAAGCCACCCCACGCCCUCGUCCCGCGCUGCACUCGGCCGCCGCUCCGGAAAGCCUGCCCCGUUAAGCACAAAGAGAAGACCGCCUACCGCGCCUGGAAGAGCGGCACAAGUUGGGGAAGCUGGCAGGCUGGCGCGGUGUGGCUCCGUCGUAUGCCUCCCACGCUGCAUCUCGCAUCACAUCUCAACCUCGCGAGGCCGAUAACGACGGCGCAGCGCGGCGGGUCGCGGCGGCGGGAAAGCAAACAUGAAGCCUUCCUUUGGACAGCAGGCACACCGCGGCCGCACUGUGAGAUGACGUCCAGGCAGCUGCCAGCAGUCGUGGGCUCCGGCCGUCCAGGGCAUCCUCGGGGGUUGCAGCAGACGCCAGAGUCGCACAGCUGCUCAGGCCUGACAUCCCCAGAGUCCAGGCCGCCCAGCGUGCAUUUCCCCACGCGAAGCCACGCCGCUCAUCGGCCCAGCGGUGUGGACAGCGGCCCCCCGUGGUGCUUCCCCGGAGCCCACCAGCGCCCUCCCUUGCCUAAGACAGCCCUGAAUCUGUCCGCUGUCUCAAACUGGCAACACGCCGUCCUCGGAACGUCGACCCUAGCAUCCCGCGCACUCUGCCGCUCUUCUGGAAGGUCGCAGGUCCCCGGUGCGACUCGUAACCCGCACUAG